Molecule: messenger RNA, 1899 nt
Organism: Lasiodiplodia theobromae
Lineage: Eukaryota; Fungi; Ascomycota; Dothideomycetes; Botryosphaeriales; Botryosphaeriaceae
Product: FAD binding domain containing protein
Exons: 3
Coding region: 1-1899 (632 amino acids)
Molecular function (GO): FAD binding; oxidoreductase activity
Source: RefSeq, a predicted model, not a curated record
AUGAUGGGCCGGACCGGUUUCCUUCAGUUUUGUUCCAUAUUGAGCUCGAGCUGGCUGCUUGUAGGCCCUUCAGCUGCAGCCAGCACCGGAGUAACUCCCGCUCAGUUCUUCCCCUGGGAGGAAAAUGUGGUCACCAACGACACACUGAAAAAUUCGACCCAGUAUGCUGCGGCAUUCGGACCCGACACAAAGCCGUCGAACGUCAAUGAAUGCAAGGUCUUUCCUGGCGAUGCCGAUUGGCCUGCUGAAGACGUUUGGCAGGCAUUGAACACUGUGGUGGAUAAUGCUCUGAUCAAGACGAUACCUUCAGCUCACGACUGCCACGAUGAAGAAUAUGGCCCCUACGAUGCUGAAAAAUGCGCAUUCGUUGCUCAGCAGUGGAACAACUCAUACUUCCACGCAGAUGACCCGACGUCUAUUUCCUGGCCACUGUGGCAGGGCCGGACCUGCUUGCCUACCGGGUACAACGGCACCAGCACGUGCACUCUGGGAGGAUAUCCGUCCUACGUUGUCAACGUCUCGACCGUCGCGCAAAUCCAGAUUGCCGUGAAUUUCGCUCGCUAUUUCGACAUCCGUUUGGUGGUGAAGAACACCGGCCACGACUUCGCUGGCAAGUCUACGGGAGCAGGGGCUUUGAGUAUCUGGACGCACUACUUGAAGGACAUGGAAUUCUACAAGGCAUACGAGACACCGACGUACAGUGGGCCAGCGAUCCACGUCGGUUCAGGUGUACAAGCAUUCGAGCUCUACCAGUACGCCGAGGACAACGACGUGACAGUGAUCGGCGGAGAGUGCGAGAGCGUCGGAGUCACAGGCGGCUACGUCCUCGGCGGCGGGCACUCGCCGCUCUCCAGCAUCUACGGCAUGAGCGCCGACCACGUCCUCGCCCUAAACGUCGUCACGCCCGACGGCCGCUUCCUCACCGCGUCCGAGACGACGCACCCGGACCUCUUCUGGGCGCUGCGCGGCGGCGGCGGCGGUACCUACGGCGUCGUCAGCUCCGUCGUCGUCAAAGCGCUGCCGAAGAUCCCCGUCACCAUCUCGCGCUUUUCUUUCUCUACGGGCCCCACCGUCACGGCUGAUACUUUCUGGGCCGGCUUCCGCGCCUACUUUGAUGACUUUAUCGUCAACGCCGACGCGGGCACGUACUCGUACUUCUACCUGCUGCCGCUCGGCGACGGCCAGUUCUCGUUCGAGAUGCGGCCGUGGUUCGCGCCGAACAAGACAGUCGAGGAGUUCGAAGCCAUCGCGGAGCCGUGGUGGGCGCGCCUGCGCGAGCUCGGGAUCCCGUUUACGCCGAACACGACGUACCAUGAGAGUUUCCACGCGGCGUGGCGCGCCGGCUUCUCGCUCGAGAUGGUCGGCUUGGUGACGUCGCGGUCUGGCGGCCGCUUGUUUCCGAAGCAGAACUUCGAGACGGCUGAGGCGAGGGAUGCGACGCUGGCGGCCUUCCGCAACACUACUGAGCAGGGCGCUGUGCUGCUGGCUUACAAUAUGAAGAAUGCUGCGCCGACCGGCCAGGCGAGGGACGCGAAUGCGGUGAAUACGCACUGGCGUGAUAGCUACAUGCUGGCGAAUGCGGGCGGCGGGUUCAUCGAUGUGGAUGCGAGCGCCGAGGAGAUCAGGAAGUCUUUUGAGUAUCUGACGAAUGAUGUGUUUGGCGUGUGGCGGAAGGUGGCGCCGACGGGCGGUGCGUAUCUGAGCGAGUCGGAUAUCUUUGAGCCGGAUUGGCAGGAUGCGUUUUACGGUGAGCAUUACGAGCGGCUGUACGCGCUGAAGCAGGAGAUUGAUCCGCUGGGUGUGUUUUACGCGCCGACGGCUGUGGGGUCGGAGAAUUGGGAGGUCCGGUCGGAGGAUGGGUGGUACAAUCAGAAUGGGCGGUUAUGUCGGAAGGUUUGA